CAAGUACGCAGCCAGACCAGUGCGCGCGCGUCUUCCUGGGAACAGGAAGGACGAACAGGAAAUAAUCAAAACAACUAAUGUAAAGAGCUGAUCGGCAUAAAUUAAAUUAAAUUACAUUUAAAAGCUAUAAAUCAAAUCAACAAUGAUCGAAAUCGAGGAUGUGAUCGAUCCCACCCCAACCAGUGAAGAUUCGAAGAAGAUCAGUGCCAUCGACAGGGACACCGUGCACAAGAUAUGCUCCGGUCAAGUGGUGCUAAAUUUGGCCACAGCUGUAAAGGAACUGGUCGAGAAUGCAAUCGAUGCCGGCGCAACGGUUGUGGAAGUGAAACUCAAGGAGCAAGGCGCCGAUCUGGUAGAGGUAUCUGACAAUGGCAGUGGGGUUGAGGAGAAGAAUUUCGAAGGAUUGACGGCCAAGUAUCACACUUCCAAGCUGAAGGAAUUCUCUGAUUUGGCUUGCAUCGAAACGUUCGGCUUUCGAGGGGAGGCACUCAGUUCGUUGUGUGCCCUGUCCGAUAUGGUGGUCGUUACCCGGCACGAGACGGCACCCCAUGGAACCAAGCUGGAUUUGGAUCAUCGGGGAGCGAUUGUUAAGAGGAGCCCCUGCGCCCGAGCCGUUGGAACGACGGUGUCCUUGUCGAAUUUGUUCUCGACACUUCCGGUGCGGAAGAAGGAGUUCCAGAAAAACAUCAAACGGGAGUUCAUCAGGAUGUGUCAGAUUCUGCAGGCGUACUGCUUGGUGUCGGUUGGAGUGCGAAUCAUCUGCAGCAAUCAGAACAAGAAGGGGGUCAAAAGUGUCAUCAUGAGUACGCAGGGAACGGGUUCGGUACUGGACAACAUUACAACGGUGUUUGGCUCCAAGCAGGCAACGGAGCUAAUCCAGCUGAAGCCAGCCAUCAGCAGCAGUGGCAAGAUAAUGGAUUUGAACGAGAGUGACUUUGACGAUAGUCUGCCGUUGACACAGGAGGAGGUGGAUAAAUUUAAUCUGUCCAGGUACACCAUAGAUGGCUAUAUUUCCAGUUGUGCACAUGGAUCAGGUCGAUCCUCAAAAGAUCGUCAGUUUUUCUUCGUCAACUCGAGGCCAUGCGAACCGAAAGCGAUCAUCAAACUGGUCAACGAAACCUACCACAAGUACAACGUGAACCAGUGUCCGUUCGUGUACCUAAACUUGAAAAUGGCCCGCUCGGAUGUGGACGUCAAUCUUACGCCGGACAAGCGACAGAUUCUGGUGAACAAUGAGAAAAUCCUUCUGCUCGCGUUGAAGAAGUCCCUCAUGAAAACCUACGGAACCAUUCCGUCGACGUUCAAAAUGCAGAAUCUGGAUGUGAGCGCCACGUCUCGCUUGUUGGACAUUUCCGUCAAAUCGAAAGACGGUGGAGAUGACGAGUCGUUCGAAAACGAAAGCAUGGCUGCCCCAAACCCUAAACGACUGCUGGCGGCGUUUAGCCAUCGGGGUGCGGCGGCCGGAAAAAGCACCAGUGAUGAUAGUACACCGGCGAAGGCGGAGAAGCGAAAGCGCGAAGACAACGCGUCCACCCCGAAGAUAUACGAUUUCAUAAGUGUGACGCCCAAGGCGUCAGAAACGGACGGGAUCGCUAAAAGGGAGCCAGUGGAGGAAGAAGAGUUGGAAACGUUACCGAAAAUUGCUCGGAAUUCGACGAUGAUUGAGGAAGAUGAUAUGACUGAGGAGAUCACAAGCCGAGUGGUUGCUGACAGCAAGCCAUACAUUGUGAAGGUUCUUGAUCCGCUGGAGAUUGCCGGAAGUUCCACUCCGAAAGCCUCACAUGCACCUGAAGAUGUACAUCUAAUCAGAUGCCGCAACGAAGUACCUGACGAGGAACACCCGAAACUGAAAUUUGAAGCAAUUCCGGACUUCGAACCUACGCCCAAGGUCACAGUAUUCAGUCCCAAGAAAGAACCUGCACUUGAUAGCCCCGUCGUGGACCGAAAGCCGGAAGUUUUCGAAGUCGAUCAACCGUCUUUGAAGGAAGAAUCGUUCCACGCGACAAACAAAAAGUGUUUGGAUAUCGACUUGUCCUCGUUGAAGUCUCUGAUAGAAGAAGAACGACAGUUGAUGGCGGCUGACGCCGCUUCUCGAAAUGUCUCUCUGAGCCGUCUCAAAUUCAAAAGCAAAAUAAAUCCAUCGAACAACCGAGCCGCCGAAGAUGAGCUCCAGACGGAGAUAUCCAAAGAUAAGUUCACCCAAAUGGAAAUCAUCGGACAGUUCAAUCUGGGCUUCAUAAUCGCCCGUCUCGAUCAGGACCUGUUCAUUAUCGAUCAACAUGCAACCGACGAGAAGUACAACUUCGAGGAUCUCCAGCGAACGACGGUGCUGCAGAACCAGAAGCUAGUGGUUCCCCAGCAGCUGGAGCUGACGGCCGUCAACGAGAUGAUCCUGAUGGACAAUUUGGAGAUUUUCGAAAUGAAUGGGUUCAAGUUUGAGAUCGAUGGCUCGGCGGAACCUACGCGGAAGAUCAAACUGGUGGCCAAGCCGUUCAGCAAGAACUGGGAGUUUGGCAAGGAGGACAUCGACGAGUUGAUCUUUAUGCUGCAGGAUGCGCCGAAUUCGGUGUGCAGACCGUCGCGGGUGCGAGCGAUGUUCGCUUCCAGGGCGUGCCGCAAGUCGGUCAUGAUUGGCAAGGCGCUGUCCAAGGCCGAGAUGCGACGGCUCGUGACCCACAUGGGAGAGAUUGAACAACCGUGGAACUGUCCCCACGGUCGACCAACCAUGCGACACCUCGUGAAUCUCUCAAUGAUACAGCAGGGAGAAGUGAUCGAACCGGAAGAAGACGAGUGAGCGUCACACAAGUAAGUUCCUUUGAUAACUUUUAUUUUUGAUUCAUAUUAAAUGUUACACAAACGGGA
This is a messenger RNA of Aedes albopictus (Asian tiger mosquito), 2862 nucleotides long. It is a transcript of the gene Pms2, whose product is annotated as mismatch repair endonuclease PMS2. Gene Ontology annotation, biological process: mismatch repair. The transcript is spliced from 4 exons. Lineage: Eukaryota; Metazoa; Arthropoda; Insecta; Diptera; Culicidae. Bases 143 to 2794 code for a protein of 883 amino acids. Gene Ontology annotation, molecular function: ATP hydrolysis activity; ATP binding; ATP-dependent DNA damage sensor activity. Gene Ontology annotation, cellular component: MutLalpha complex. The record is from RefSeq and is a predicted model, not a curated record.